CUAAAUACUGUGAAGAACAAGCGACCGAGUCUUGAAGAUCUCAUCUGGAAGGGCUCUCUUUUGCCAAACAAAUACAAAUUUGCUGUCAGAAUUGACAUCAGGUCAGAACUACAACAUCUUGAUGAGAGCUGGACCAAAGCAAACAACAUUUUGAGCGACCGAGUAAAUCACGUGACAAAACUCUAUACUCAUUGGGAAGCCUGUUGCUCUGAGCUAGAUUCCGUAGAGUUAUGGGUUGACGGCGUUUGUGUCAUUCUUGAUAAUGAACAAAAAACCAAGCUUAGAGAUGGAGAAAAAUUACAAAUAUUUUUGGUGAAAUUUCAGACAAUUUUAGAUGACUUGCCAGGCAAAGAGACAAUUCUGCAAUCGAUAUCCGAUAAAGUUGUUGAGCUUGAGGACAAUGGAAAUUUGAUAAAUAUUGCUGUUGAAAAGGAAAAAUGUGAAGGAAUUCAGGCUCAAUUCGAGGCCAUUGCCUCCACCAUUCGAAACAGAAAGGUUGUGAUUGGAAACGAUGUAGAAAAGUGGAAAGAGUACAUCAAAAGGCUUGAAAAAAUGUCUGAUUGGGUUCAGUCACGAAAGGAUCUUAUGAAUUCGGAAAAGCCGAAGGACAAGCAGUUAAUCGAAAGACAAAAACAGCAGUUGGAGGGUUUGCAGCAUGACCUAGCAACGAGGCGGAAAGAGUUUGAAAAUCUAGUGAGCGAAGGCUGGAGCUCAUUUGCAUCAUCGUCAGAAAGUGAUGGAAGCAGUGACCUAGCGGACCGAUUAAAAAGCAUGACUGGAACAUGGGAUGAGAUGUCACGAUGGGCGGCUGGUCGGUAUCAGCUGCUGGUUUUGUCAACUCAUUACCAGGACUCUUCAGAACAGCUUGCUGAAUAUAUCAACAAGAUCGAGAGGAAAAUAUCGCUAUCGUCCGAAGAUAUCCCGGAAUGCAUUGUGGAAAAGAUCAGGGCUCAGUCUGCCAAGGCCAGGGAGAUGAUCGAGAGCUGGCACGAAGAGUGUCAAGAGCUUGAUGUAACGUUUAAAGAUGGCAGACUGGUACUGUCGCAAAGUUCCGAAAUGCCAGAAACAUCUUUCGAAGAGCAAUUGGGUGGCCUAAAUAGGAAAUGGUCAGAGAUGGUAGUUGGUGUGGAAAAUCGGAAGAAGAAAGCGGAGAUGAUAGCGAAAAAUUGGUGGGAGUUUUCAAAAUCGAAGCUUAGGAUGUUGAAAUGGAUGGAGAAGAAAGAAAUGGACUUGAAUCAGGAGGACAUUGGAGGAGGCGGGUUAGAAAAUGCUGUUGAUAUGGAAAGGAAGUUAACUGAUAUGGUCGAGAGAAUAAACUCGCGUAAAACCGACAUCAAUAAUUUAUUGAGUAAAGCAAGAGAACUGGCAGGAGAAGAUGCAAGUUUGCUUGAAGACGUAAAUGAACGCUUUAGCAAUUUGCAAUCGUUAGCGUCGAAGAAGCGUGAACAAUUUGAAAAGCUGAUCAAUAGAUGGAGACGAAUGACCGAGCAACGAAAGAAAAUGAUUGGGGUCUUAAAGACAACUCAAUUUGUUGCCAGCAGGAGGCCAAUCAAAACUUCAAAAGAUGCAAGAGGAGAAUUAAGUGAACUGGAGAUUGCAUCCUUGGAUAUCCAAGCCAUCAAAGGGUACAACCAGGAUGAAGAUUUCAACGAAGAAUCUUUAGUUAAUGAUUUUGAGAAUGUGGUAGGUUUUGAUAUUGUCGCCGAAGCUAAAGAAUUCGCAAAUAUCCAAAAGAAGGUGCAGGAAGUGAUCACCAGUGUCGAAGAAAAAGCUCAGGUUUUAGGACAUGUUGCGGAAAAGCUGGAAGCCAUAGAAAAGGAGAAAGAUAAUUUUGACGAGUGGGCAAAAAAUGUUAAGAGAAAAUUUGAAUGUGGAGAAAUCAUGGAUGACACUAUAAAGGGUCAAUUGGAUUCCAAGCUGAAGUCAAUUGAGUCUGUAGACAAGAAUGCUGCAAAACUGCUAACGGGAAGAUCUUUGUCUGUUGAAAUUGAUCCUGAGUUGGUAGAAGGAAUGAUAUCCCAGAUGCAUUCCGAGAUAGAGGAAAUAAAGGAGCUUGCUAGUUUCCAGGCCACUCAAGAAAAAGGCGACUCGAUUGCAGAGCCGUUACAGUCGCCCUUCUCACAUCUUAGCAGUUUGCUGACUGAUGUCAGAGCAACGCUUCCAGACCUGGCCUAUAAUGUGAAUGACACUCGAGAUGAUGCACAAAACAAAUUGAAUCUUCUUCAGGAAUCACUUUUAAAAGUUGAAGAGGAGGUUGACAAGCUUGAGCACGAUAGCAGAGAAGACGAGGAGAAGGAGGAGCUGGAGAGAAGAACUGCGCAGCAACUGCGGGAGGAGUUGGUCGUUCAGCGUAACCAAUUGCAAAAGUUUGUUUCGGCAGUGGAUAGUUUUGAGGACAGUGUUUGUGAAUGGAAUGAGUUUUUGCAGGAGGCGGAAAAAGAGCUCUCAAAUUGUCAGAAGGGUCCAAAAAGUGUUGAAGAACUGGAGGAAAACUACGAACGACUGCAGGGUCUUCUAGACGACAUGGAGAAAAACGAUCGAAUGAUUGGUGAUGUUUACGAUAAAGGAGAUGAGUUGCUGCAGAAAGCAUCUGGGGAUAUGAAGACUGAACUCGAGAGAAGGCUUGAAAAAAUCGAGCAUGAUUGGGCAGCGUUCUGCGAGACAGCCGCUGGGGCCAAAUCAAAGAUAGAAGAGGAUCUUGGCAAGUGGAAAGAUUUUGAAAAAGAGUGCAGGAAGUUGAUUUUGUUUUUCACUGAAUCAAAAAGCCAGCUAUGUAUGAAUGCAAAGUUCGACUUGCAAGGGACAAGCAUCGAAAAGAAAAAAAUAUUGGGUCUAAAGAAACAGCAAAGCCAGAAAGAGAGGCAAGUUAAAGUUAUUGAGAAUCAAGCUUUGCUGUUAAAAGAACACCAUUUUCAGGCCACCAGUAUCGUGGUCAUGAUGGAAAACGUGUUAGAGGCAAAGCGAAUGUUUGACGAUGCCGUCAAAAGACGCGAGAAAGUACUCAACACAGUCAUCAGCUUGAAUGACGAGCUUCAAAAAAAUAUGAAAUUCCUUGCAGAAUUGAUUCAAAAACUGGAGAACGAUUUAUCUGUUGACGGUCAAGCAAUUGAAUCGGGCCCUGAAGGACUGAAAAAAGCUGCUGACUUGGCCGAGGCCUUAAUGGAUGAGCAUCUGUCUUGCUCCUCUAAACUUUUAAGUGCAAAGCAACUGUUGGAAUUAAUCAGCCAGAGCCUUACCGAUGCUAGUAAGAAGAAAUUAAACGAAGAAGUCUCUUCCUUGGAAAAUAAUUGGCACAAACUUGGAGAAGAAAUCUCGUCAAAGGAACAUGAGAUGAAAAAGAUAUGUGGAGAGGCAAACACCAUCUUGGAUUUAGUAUCAGAAUGCAAUGGAAGGUUGGGCGAUUUGGAAUCCGGUUUAAAUAAAAUAAAUGUGAAUUAUUCUGAUGAUUUGCAGAACGUCGAACUCAUCCAAAAACAGUUAUCUGAUAUCAAAGAGGACUUGGAUUCUGUUGGCCACGCUCACGAUUUGAUACGUGAUGAAAUCGAUUCUGCAAAGCUUCCAAUAGUUGCUGUGAGAUUUUUAAAAGAGAAGCUCAACGAUUCUUUGAAACUUAGGGGACGACUGAUUUUAAAAUCAUCUCAAGCACAAACUGAGCUUGAAGAUAAGGCAGUAGAUGAUCAAACAGGCGUCGAGGCGCAUUUGAACGGCUGCCUGGAGUGGCUUAGAGAACUUAGUGGCAUUUUGAGCGAAGAUGGCAAAUUUUGUGACUCUGACAAGACAGUGGAGGAUCAAAAGAAGAGGCUUGCGGCAUUGAAGUCUGAGUUGAAAUUAAAAGAGGGCAUCAUGAUGAAGCUAUUUUCUGGCAAGUUCAAUGUCGACAACAAUGUGAAGGAGCUUCAAGGUAUUGUUGAAAAGGAAUUGACAACUCUGAAAAACGCAAUUAGCGAAAAGGAGGCAGAUCUCCAAAGCGUUGGUGAUAGGAAGAAUUCUUGUCACGAGGAAGUUAAAAAGUUAAUGAAAUGGCUCAAAGCAACGGUCAAUGAACUUCCGGACGUACAAAAAGAGUCAAUGGAGGACAGCCUCGCUUUCACUCUUAACAUUCUGAAGUCAGUGGAAGAAAAGAAACAUUGGCUUGCGUCAAUAAGUGAGAAGUGCAAAGAAAUUGGCAGGGAAUUGCCAAAAACCGAACAGAUUCUGCUGGAAGGGAAACUUUAUGAACUUGAAACGUUUUAUGAAGAGUUCGAAAGACAGACAGAACAGCUUCUGAGCGAAUUGGAGGAGAAAAAGAAUGAAAGAAAAAGAGUUGACGAGGACGUGGAUGAUUGCCUUGCGUGGGUCCAAAAGGCUGAAGUUGUAUUUAGCAGUGAUUUAACCUCAAUAACAGACGAGGAUGCUAUGAUGGAAGCAUUCGGAAAGCAUGAGGCCAUGUAUCGGGAAAUGGAUCAGCGCAAAGACCGAAUCGAGACUGUUCUAAGAUGCGGCAGUAGCAUGCUUGAUGUUUUUCCAUCGGCAGACAAAGGAAGCAUGAAAGAGAGGCUAGAUCAUUUGCUCAAGAAGUGGAGCAACCUAAGUGAGCGGGCUUCUUCCAAAGAGUCGAACUUUGACAACUUUGUAUCAGACCAGGAAUUCUUUUAUGAAAAUUUGGAGGGCUUCAUUGAAUGGAUGCAGAAGCUAGGCUGCAUGAUUUCCGAGGACAUAGACGAAGAAGCGGGAAAAUCUGUUUUAAAUAAUUGUUUACUUGAACAUAGGGAUCUUUGUGGGGACAUUAAAGGUCACAAAAAGAUGUACGAGAAAUUGAUCGAAAACGGUAACAAGAUUCUGGAAGGAUUACCGGUAGAGAGGAAAGCAUCAUUUGAUGGGCAUCUGCGCAGGCUAAAGUCAGGAUGGGAAAAUCUAGUCGAUGUUGCCAUUGAGAAAGAGCAGGACUUGGCAUUGCUUGCAGGUGAUGCGGAACAGUCUGCUUUGUCGAAGCAAGAUGGCGUGGCAAGAGACAAACAGCAGGAAAUUGAUAGUAUCCUUUCUGAACUGGGUGUUAUUGCCGAUGGACUAAAGAAGGUAAGAGUAGAUGUAGCUUGUAUGCCUUGUCAAGGCACGGUUUCUGAGCUGAUGCAGAAUCACUUGGCAAUGUGCCUGCAGUCGGAUGCAGAGAUGGAGAAGUUGGAUGCAUUGGUUGCCAAAGCUGCUAAGUUGCCACAAGGCAACGAGGAUCGAAUAAAAAUCGACUGCAGAGUAGAAGAACUACAAGAAGAAUGGCAAGCUCUUGUCGAAGGGCUACACAGGGAGCGAUCCGAUUUAGAGAAAGCUGUAGAAUUAGAGAGGACUGUUGAAGAAUUGUCAGAUCAAUUUGAGGCGAUGGAUGGCAAGGAAAACGAUGAAAAUGGAGAAUUAGGACUGGUUGAUCAAUUAGGCGGCAGUUUAGAAGAUCUUUCGAUCUUGAUUGACAAAAACAUGUCCCUACAAGAUAAGGUUUUGGGGUUGCCUGAAAAAAAAUAUGGCCAGGUUAAGAGAAAUUUGUUAUCCAAAGUCGAAGGUUUGAUAAAGAAAGCCGAAGUGAGAAAGCAAAAAGUUAAAGGAAAGAUCGAUUCAAUUUUUGAGAUCAACUCGCUUAAACAAGAAGCUGAAGGAAUUUUGUUUGAAGUGGCGAGUUUGAAUGAAACUGAGUUAGAAAAGGAUGCAAAUGCUAACGAGAAUGAGGAUAAAAUAAAAACAAUAUCUGGAUCAAUUGUGGCUCGUCAAAGUUUGUUGGAGAAAAGUAUAAGGUUGAAGUUGAAGCUUGAGGACAGCGGAGAACACGGUGCUGUUGCAGACUAUGUUAGACACUUUGAAGACAUAGAAAGUAAGCUUACAGCAGAAUUAGAAAAGGACGAGAGAAAACUGGUCGACAUGAAGACGUCAAAGCGACUUAGAGAUGACGUAUUUGAAGAUUUUGGUGAUUUAAAAAUUGAAGGGCGACUUAAAGAGUUGGGUGACAGUUUGCCUUUGUGUGGAGAUGUCUUACAAUUGCAAAGUGCAGUACAUAAGACAGAAGGAAUUAGAAACGAUUUAGAAGAGCUUAGAAGAAAGGCGGAGGAAAUUAGAAAUUGCUUUGAGCAAAAUGAUGAUGCUGAAUUGGAGGGGCUCCUGGAAACCAUCAGUCAAUUAGAGAAGCAUGCAGAAUUGAUAGCGAAAACUGCCAAAAAUGGUUCAACUAUAGUUGAAAAGUCGAGCACACUAGGAAUGAAAUUUGCAGCUUUGGAAAAUGAUUUGCUUUCAUUUGAAGCCUCUCAUAAUCUGAGGGAACGGAGUAUCUUGCUACGUAGCGUUGAAAAAGAAAUUCUUGACGAUGUUAAGGAACUAAGGAAAGAAGCAACUGAAAUGCAAGAUGACCGACUAAAAAUGUUCCCUCCGCUUGAUGAUUUCCAAAUGAAUUUGGUUGCAUCCAAAAUAAAGGUAGCAGAGGAAAUUGAAUCGGAGUUAUGCAGGAUUAAGACGUACUUAGAGAAGAAAAAAAGAAUGGAAUCAAUCGAAAAGGCCCUACUGUCUUUCCAGCAAGUUGCAACUGAUCCAAUGACGACCCUUGAGAAUGCAAGGGAAUCUGCUGUAAAGGCCCUAAGUGAAAUUGAGAAUCUGGAAACUGAAUUAGAUGUUAUAAGUAAAAGCGGUUUUGCAGAGGAGAAUGGAUCUGAGCAUGCAGCGGGACAUAAGGUUGAAAUAAAGAGAUUACUAUCAUUUUGCCAGGAUAAUAAGAGAAAGAUAAGUGGCAAAAUACAGUUGGUUGAAGAAGCCACCCAAAGAAAGUUUGACCUAGAGAAUUUCCUUGAUGAGUGCGAAAGUUUGGCUGAUACUUCAAACGCUGGCGGUAAAUUUGCGACAAUGGAACAGCUGUUAAAACGUAUAGAACAGAUUAAAGUGGAGAGCGAAGCUUCUGUGAAAAAAUUAGAGCAAAUGGACAAGGAUUUGUCAGAAAGAUUUUGUCAGCUAGGAAAAACAGAUGAAAAUAUAGCGGGAAAAACGACGAGGGUAAUUGAGGCACUACAGAAGAAAACAUUGUUUUAUGCUACCACAGAGAAACUAGCACAUGACUAUAUCGACUUGGCAAAUGUAAUAAAAAGGGAUCUUGAGAAUCUCCACGUACCGGGGCUCGAUGAAUCUUAUAAAAUUGAAGAUGCUGAAGUGAAAGCUGAAGAUUACAAAACAAAGAUAGAAGAUGUUAGAAAAAAGAUAGUGGCUUUAAGCGAACUCGCUAAUGUGAUUUACGAACAAUUAGAAGGAACGGAAAUAGAUAUUCAGAAAGAGAUGGAUGAGCUUCAGAGGGAAGUUGAAUUGAAAGAAGAUCUAGCAGUGUCCUUUAACCUGGACCUUGCAAAUGCUAAGAAGAAUGUUUGUCGUAACAACGUUGGCUGUGAAGAAUUAUUUGAUUGUUUUAAGGAUGCAAACGAGGCCUUUGAAAGAGGGUUGACAAAUACAAAAUCACAUGUAGCCUUGUCGCAGCACAUUAACGGUUUUAUUUCAGAUAUUGAUUCUCUUGAUGCAAAAGUUGUUUGUUUAUCAAAUGACUUGGCAAACUCAAGUACACAAAUGCCCGCUUAUGAAAAAGAACUACAAGGUGAGAAGAUCAGCCAUUUAAAGGCGAAGGUAAACGCAGCCAGAAGUCGAGUUUCUAACCUACAGAAAGAUAUUUCGAUCAUAAACGAUAAAAUUGCAGAUAAUGAAAGCUCUAUGGUAUAUAUCGAGAAAUGGAUGGAUAACGUGGCCUCAAUUUUACGAGAAGAAAACAUGAAAGAUGUUGGUAAGGAGCUCGGUGAACUUGAGAAGGUUGAAAAUGAGUUUGAUGCGACCGCAGAAAAAGUUCAGAGGAUCUGUGAAAACGUCCUGAAAUCAAAAAUCACUUUAAAGCUCAAACCUGUCAACAAACACAACAUGAGGAUUGAGUCGAUUUGUGAUCGAAUGAGCGAAAUUCGAAAAAGAAUUGAUGACAGGAAAUUGGCCUUAUCUGAGUUUUUCGAAAAGGUUGUGAGCCAUGAUCGUUUUUGUGCAGACAAGAUUAAAGAAAUCGAAAAUCGGAUAAUGUCAUUGAUUGGUGGGGAAGAGGAAUCUGUUCAUUUGAAUUUGCAAUCUGAAAAGGAUUUAGAAAAGGUGAAGGAAGUGAUUGAGUCUUUAGAGAGUAUAGAAAAAGCGAUUGAGGAAGCUGACGAGUUCAUUGCUUGCUCGAACUUGCCAGUCGAUAACAAGCACAAAGAUGAGCUAGCCAUGGCUGCAAUAAAUCUGAAAAGGUAUAAAGAAAUUGCUGCUGAAAGACUGCAUUACUUGGAGACAUUAGCAACUAACCGUGUCCGCAUCAGAAGUGCACUAGAAAGAGCAAGGGAGUUUGUGGAAGUGAAAGCACGUCAGUUGGACACAAGCAGCCAGUUGAGCUUGGAAAGGCAGCUGAGUGAAGUGAACAAAUGCUGCCUUGAGAUCGAAAAUGAGGAAAGAGAACUGUUUUCGCCUAUUCAUAGAGCAAGAGAAGCCAUCACGGAGCUAGAUUCUGGUGAUGGAGAAAGCUUUGAGGACGAGUUGCUGGAAAUGACAGAUCUAUGGGAUGCAUUUGAAGACAAAACAAAAGAAAUGCAAAGAAAAUUGGCGGCUGGCUACGAGGAGAAGCGUAACCUUCUAGAUCAACUGACGUCGCUCAAAAAGAUGUUAAAAAAUGUUCAGCUUGGUAUAAGAAAUUUCAAAGUAGGUGAUUUUGUGUCACUGAUUGAAGGCGAGGAGGAAAUAAGUCAUCUUGUAGAUGGAUUCCAAAAAAGGCAAGAGAAAAUUCGCAAAGUGCUAGACAGAGCUACUGAAUUUGUUGCAGCUGGAGUAGAGGGAGAUGUGAGUGAGACACCGCAAAUCCAGGAAGAGGCUAAAAGUCUUAAUAACCAGAUACGAUUUGAAUUGCAGGAGAAGGAGCAUGCAGUGGAGCAACUGAAAAGGAGGUUUUCCACUGUAAACAAAGUAUCUGAAGAGAAGUGCGUUUUUAUGCAUGCAUUGUGUGAUCGCCUGAGGGAUGUAGAGAUAACUGAGUUUAAUCUGAGUAAUGUGGUAAAAGACUUAGAUAAGAUAGAUUCAACUGUUGGAGAGGUUGACAAGGAAGUGAAAGCCCUCUGUGAAAAUUUAUCGUCUCUGAAGACGGAACUACCCGAAGUAGAAUCAGAAAAGUGUAGCGCCUUGAAAAUGGAGCUGGAAGAAGGUUUGCAUGUACUUCAGUCACUUGCAACUGACACACACGACAGGUACACUGAUAUUGAACAAGAAGCAGCUGCAAAAGUGACAAAAAUGACGACCAUUUGUCAGCAACUGACAGAGUUGCAGAAAACACUUUCAGAAGAUAAAAGUUGCAUUGAUCUUGAUAUGAUGAACAGAACAUUGUCUGAUCACGAGAGAACUUUCGCCAGCAUCAUUGAACAAACAGAGUCACUGCCCAAGCUUAGUGACAGUAUUUCUUCCGAUGGUUGCAUCGACAAUCGGGAUGACGUCAGCCGAAUGUUGCAGGAAGUUUCCAAAAUGAAAGAAUUAGUGUCUUCAGGAAUUUCGAAUAAAAGGCGAGAGUUGCGAAAUGCUAAUGAACGCAAAGUGAAGUUUGAAAAUGAGCUCGGCAAGGCGUUAAGUGACCUUGAAGAGAUCGAAGAUUCAACUUUGUCGCCAGUUGGCGAAAUAAAGUUACAAUCGAGGUUAGAGUAUUUGGGAAAAAUGUUGAAUAAACUUGACGAUAGUGAUAGUCGUCUUGCAAACGAGAUGGAAAAUGGAGGCCUGUUUUCUUUGCUGCCUGUUACGAAUGUUGAAGAAAACAGAGGGCGAAUGGCUAUGUUCCAGGAACGCUCCCAAGCUUGCAGGCAGGAAAUCGAGUCACAGAUGAAAUUCAUCACUGAAAAGUUGAAGACCAAGCAUAACACUGAACUGGAACUCCGUCGCUGUGCUGAUGCCAUUGAAGAGCUUGAGAAGUUGGAUCCAGCAGAGCAGAAUGAAACAGAGUUGAAUCUACUAAGUGAAAAUCUUGAAGAAGUUACAAAUAAUAUUUGUUGUUUAGGCAGUCUUUUAGAAGCAGCUGAAAGAGAGCGGCUUGAGUCGCAGAUGGUUGCUGCCAAAAAUAGAGUUUCCAAAUUUGUCGCAUGUUUGCAUGGUGAUCUUAGCAAAAUACCUGAAAAGGAAGAAUCCAAAUGCAUGGAGCAAAGGGAUGCGGCCUCUUUUGUCUCAGUAGAAGAUGAAAUCAAACCCAAUGCAAUCGCAUUUGUUGAAAGCUAUGUGAAUGUUAAUGACAGCGACAGUGAUUUCUGCGACCUCGAGGCUGUUCCUAUCCAUAAUUCUGGGCCGGAUACCAUUGAUUUGAAAGAUGACGACAAAGGAAAAGCGUGCGUUUUAGAUGAUUAUAGGAAGCGUGUGGAAAGCCAUGCGAUGCAGGUUGAGAAAUUGAGGGCAAUGUAUGACGGUCCUUCAAGCAAUAUUGGUCUCGAAGAUAGCAUUUCCAAUGUCUCAGAUUCUAUCGAGUCAAUUUCGUUGGUUCUAGAAGACAUUCCCCGUCUGUACAUGGAGUUAGAUGAGUUUGGAAGCAAAGUUUCUGUUGAUCAGGUUUCAGCACUAGGUGAAUCUGUGAGGUCUCUCGAGCAGGCUUGCAACGCGACGAUGGGAAGCUUUAUUGUUAAACGUGAUGACGCAAGCGAAUUGCUUGCGAGAAUCAACAAAUACCAGAGUGAGAUGGAAGAGUUUAGUGAAAAGCUGCAGCAAAUCACAGAAAUAGCAAAACAUUGCAUCAGUGCAGAUGGCGAUAUCAGUUUUAGCCAGCAAUCAAUCGACGAAGCCCGCGAGAUUAUUGGUAAGGCAGAGAGCGUCUUAAGGGGAACGGAGCGCAAUUUACUAGAAAAAGCUCCACUGGAGGUCAGUGACAUGUUGCGCCGAAAGGAAACUAUAUUUAGCGAGAAAAUUGGAUUUGCAAAACUAUCUGUAGAGCAACUAGAAGCCGGUAUUGAAAUGCACAACAAGCUGUUGGAGUUUCGCAAUAUGCAGAUUAUGAUAGAUAAAUAUAGAAGGGAUCUAGAUGAUAUGAAAGAACACGGCAUGACAGCUGAGAAAGCGAAGGAGAUUCAAGAUAUCAUUAACACGGUGUCACACUAUGAAGAAAAAGCGGAGACUUUGAAGGGUUGUUGCGAAAACGUUUUGUUAUUGUGUAAGGAAGAUGGUUUGAAAGAUACUGUUGCAACUGUCUUCAAAACAUUAAAAAAAUCAAGUGAAAGUUUGAAAGCUGAGGCAGAAACCACCCGAAAGUCUAUCGAGUUAUUUUUAGAUCUUGCGAAAAAAGUAAAAGAUCUGAAUGUUUUUGUAGAAUAUGCAGACCAGCGCAGUGACAGUAUUCUAAUGGAAAGUGACAUAGGGACGGUUAUUAAACUCAUUAGCGAUUCCAUUCAGGAAAUAAGCAAUGUCUCCGAAAGCCUUCCACGGAUUUAUAAAGACCUGGCGGAUGUGUCAAGUGAUUUGAGGCCAGAGCAAAUUGAUGCUCUGAAGAACAAUGUUGAUGCUGUGGCAGCCACUUGCUUGAAGACACGGCAGAAACUCGCGGCUAAAGCGGAAAAGGUGGAGCAAAUCGAGACAGCGAGGGAGCAUCUGCGCAAUGAAAUUGAAGAUGUGCGGGAGGAGCUUGGCUCGUUUGAUGGGAAACUCAAUGAUUUGAUAGAAGUAGAGGAUUUGAAUGAUAUUCACGAUUUCUUGAGUGUACAGGAAAUGAAAUUUCGAGAAAUGCAGGAAAAUGUAAAUCGAGCCACAGACUCUUUAGCUCAAUGUCUAGAAGGAUCCAUUGGAAGUGACGAAGUAACAAUGGCUGAACGGGAAGCUGAAAGUCUGAGGGCAAAUGUUGCUGAACGUGCCAGUGAAGUAGUUAGGUUGAGAAAUUUUGUCAAUCAAGCUAUUGACACCGUGAACAAAGUUGAAGGGCGGUUUCCAGUUAUUCCUGAACAAGAUCUAGAAAACCUCAAGCACGCCAUUGAACAAAAUGAAACAGAUUCAAAAGAUGAAAUUGAAAACCGAACUGUUUUGCUAAGAAAAGAUUUUAAUGAAUUGUCGGAGCGCUUUCAUGAAUACGAGAACAUGGAUGAAAUACCCGAAUAUUUGAAUAUGGAAAAUAUGUCUACUGAAAGCCCUGGCUCUUUGAGAAACCCCUUCAAAAAUAUAUCUGAAAAAUGCAGGAAUCAGGUUUUGAAGGCAAAAGAAAAGCAAAAAAAGAUUUUACAGUCACGCUUGGUUGUGCUGGAAGUAACAGAAAAUGCCUUUGAAGAUGAAGGGACCCUGGAAAAUGUGGUUUUAUCUUGUUCAGAAACAGAUUUGCAUAAAAACCUGAGCUCAAGGGUGGAAGAAUUUGACCGGCAAAAGCAGAUCAUUGGAGAAAUUAAAAAGAGGUCAGCUGAUUCCGUUCAGAGACUGGAUGCACUUUCAAAUUCAAAUCCGGAGAUACAUGUUUUGAGGGAAAGGUGUUUAGCUGUUAAUUGUAAAUGCAAUGAGAUAGAGAAAAACCUGCACGAAGAAAGCAAAAGAGCAAUCUCGUUGAAAGAAAUGGUUAAAAAACGAUUGGAAAGCCUAGAUGUUAUCGUGAAUGAAAUCGAAGCAGUUAAAAUUGCUGAAUGUAGUGUUGAUCUCUUGAGUGCUGAAAAUUUAAAAACGAGUCUUUUGAAAUGCAAAGAGAGGUUAACGGGUAUGGAAAACAUCAAAUCGAAGCUACAAGAUGUUACUACACAAUGUCAAGAAAUGUGUAAGCAACUUUCUGAAGAGGAAAGGGAUCAAAUUGCCAAGAGGCUUGAAGAAGCAUUAGGUAGUGCCUGUCAAUUGGAAUUCAAUGCUAGGAAAGAAGUAAGCGAAGGGGAAACACUCGAAAAAGCCUUUGUAUUGAUUGAAGAACUGGGAAUUUUAGAGAAAGGGAUUGUGAAUGCGUGUAAAGAUUUGAGAGAAAAUAGGGUGCAGAUUAAACCCGAAAUUUUGCAAUCUUUCGAGAAAACACUUUUAGAAAAAGGUGUGGAAAUUGGGAACGUUUUAGAAAAAGUGGCAGAUGAUUGUAACAAUGGUUGCAAUGAUGUAAUCACAAGACUUGCUAAAGAAAAAGUUAGAGUUCAUGAUGUUAUGGAAGAAAUGAAAGAACUCAAUAAUCAGAUAAAAGAAGGUGACAAAAAACUUAAGGAGUUGAAAGAAAGUGUCUGCAGUUUGACUGAAGUUAAAGUCGAUUUACCUUUAACAGAACUUGACUUGAAUGAACGUUUUCAAGAGCUAAAAAGAGUCACUGAGGAGAAGAAAAAUCGAAAAAGUAAGGCCGAAGUAUUUAGAAAUGAGUUGGAAGAAAUGCAAGAGAAAGUUCCAGUCGAAGUUUAUGCAGAUUUGAAUAAGGAAUUGUUAGAAAUUGAGCAGGAUUGUAAAGAAGAAGUCGACAGCUAUCUGGCAAAGGUAGAACUUUGUCAAGCUGAUGUGAGCUGCCUUGAAAGUUUCAGGGACCAAAUUGAUUCGUUAAGAUCAAAGCUGCCAGAUUUUGUAUCGAAACUGCCGGUGACUUAUUCACAGGAACGGUUGAAAGAUAUUUUGAAUGGAAUCACUGACGAUGAAAACUCAUUGGCGAAAUUCGAUGAACUGUUAGAAGAAAGUUUUAGUUCCAAUAUUGUCGAUAUAUUGGAUCAUUUGUCAGAAAGGGAAAAGAAUGAGGUUUUAAAGAUGAAGGACAGCUUGAAAAAUGAUAUAAACGAAGUCAGGACGGAUAUUGUUUUAUAUGCAAAGGAACAAUUUGCAUCUAGAGCUGAACUUUUCAAAGAACUUGAAGAAUUGCAGGAUUAUGUACAAGAGAUAUUUGCAGAGGUCGAGUCAUUCAUAUUUUCUGGGAAUCAAGAUAAGAUUAUAUCCAUAACAGAAGAAUUCAAAUCAAAGGAAAAUGGUUUGCGAGAAAGUUUGAAGAGAAUUAGGGAGCAACUCAAGAAUGAUCAGUCUUUGAACCCUGAAGAGAAAAGUGACACAUUACAGUCUAUUGCAUCAAGUGAAGGGAAGAUAGAUGGCGUGUUAGAAAAAUCAAGAGCGAUUUCGAAUUGCAUAGAAGUAGUAAAGGAAAUUAGAGAUUUUGGAGAUGAACGGUACAGUCUUGCCGAAGCAAAGGAUCUGCUGGAAUUAUCCUUUGAAGAGAAAGAAGCUGUUCUUCAGGAUGCUGCUGAGAAAAUUUGCAUCCAGAAGUCAGUUAGUGUUGAACUUGAGGCAAAGUUUGAAAACUGCAGAAAGCUAAUAGAUAAAUCUAUAGCUAAAGAAUUGGACGAAAAACUGAGCUCUGUGAUAACAGUUUUGAAAAGUAAAGAAGAUUUGAUAUUGUCACAGCUAUCCCAAAAUCAAGAAACGAGAAACUUUUCUGAGGACUGCCAUCAUAGCUUAAAACAAGUUUUGGAAAAUACUGAAGGAGUUAAUCUUCCUGAAAUGGGAAGAGAAGUUUUACCAGAUGACAUUAAAAAGGCUUGUGAAACGCGAGUCCUGUUGAAGGACUUAGAAGGUGACGUGGAAGCAAUUUAUAAAAACAUCUUUGUCCUUAAAGGGAACCUAAAUACAAAAGAAUGGGAGGAACUUAAUGCUUCAUGUAACGUUGUACGGGAAAGGAUAAAGGAACUGGACUCUGAAAAUGAAAGGUGUUUGUCAAUUUUUAAUGAAAAAAUGACAAUUAAAAAUACCAUGGUGGAAAUCGCAGAUGAAAUUGAAGCUGUCGGGUCGAUGAUUGAAUCAUUCGAUUCAAAGUCUGAAAAUGCUUCAGAAGCUCUUUUAGCGGCGAAAGAAAGAAUCGAGGAAGCCUUUGAAUGUUUGAAGGAUUUGUCUGCCGGUGUGAAGAAAAAGGAGUACGAUGGGGAGUUUUUGGGAAAUACGUUCAAAGAUUUAGAUUUGCUGGAGGAAAGAAUAAACAACGUCCAAUGUUCUGCUGAAGAGCAAAUCAGUAAAUGCAACCAAUACAAGGAUGUUUUUGAUUCUAUUAAGGAAAGACUCAAAGUAAUUGAUAACAAAUUUGCUGAUAUCUGUGAAACUGGACAGGAGAGUACUUCGUUGGAUGAACUAUUGUCUGAAAAGAAAAGUAACAGCGAGGGUAUUAAAAGACUGCUUGAUAAUGUUAUAGAUCUACAGACUGAGCUGAGAUCAGUCGAGGACAACGUACCUGACAGCGCUGUGCUCAAAGUAAGAUCUUCUAUAGAAGCGCUGAAGACGAGUCUAGAGGGAAAGUGGAGGUCCUUGGAUAAGGAGGCUAAUGAGAUAACAGAAAAUCAGAAGAAAGCGAAAAUUGAGAGACAGUUGUAUGACGUCAGAGCCAAUCUACAAAGUAUUAAGCAGCCGGAGACUAAUGGUUUGGAUGAGAGACAGCUGGAAUGUGGAUUGAAUGCAUUGUUAGGAAACAUUGACAAGAUUGAAGGAUUGGAGGAAAAACUUAAAUCCAUGGUCGAGAAAGAAGUUAGCAGUAUUGAAAGUCAAGUCAUCAACUCAAGGGUCAACGAAAUAGCAAAUGACUUAAGUGAAGCUAAGCAAGAAAAUACAACCAAAGCACGCGCUAUAGAACGCAAAAUGGAAAUAAUUGCGGCUAUUGAAGAUAGAAAAAGUAGACUAGCUCGGCUUGAGAAUGGACUUCAGGGCUUUGAAUUUUGCGAUUGGGACAACACUGAUGAUUUACAAGCGUACAAACAGAAUAUUGCGCAGGAGAUAGAGAGUGUCUACGAGCUUCAUUCGAGAAUUGAUGAAUUCGCUGAUACCGACAACGAUGCACAAAGUUUAAAGCAAAAUUUAGAGCAUAUUUCAACCCGUCUACACACUCUAGAAAAUGCACUGUAUUUAAUCGAGCAGGGAAAAUCUGUCUAUAACAAUCUUCAAAAUAUUCAAAAAGAGGAAAUACCAAGCUUUUCGCAAUUUGACGAGACAUUGCAGGAAGCUACUGACCCUACUAAUGAUAUGUCAAUUGCCGAUCUUGUUAAUGAUGGGAAGCGUAAAACCGAUAUUGUCAACACAAAUUUGGAAGUAUGCAAUCAGUUAGAAAGUGCAAUUAAACAGAUCCAAGAGCUGCCUUCAAACAUCGAGCUUCUGAACACCAUAAAAUCCCUGAAAGAGAUCAAAGAAAAGUGUGUUAAUGAAAGAGAACUGCUUUUAGCUCAACUGGACAAAUGCGAAGUUGCGCAAGAAAUUGCUAUGAAGGCCAAGCAUUCUAUCGAAGCGAUUCAAAGUGGCUUGGUCGGUUUCGCUGUGCAUGUACCUAAUUUAUAUGAAGUUGAGGAAAUCCCAAGCAUACUCGAAGACUUUGAGCAGAAGAGACUCACCUUAAUUGAAAUGAAAAAGGAUUUACAGGAAGCAAAGGGGAUGAUAUCGAAAUCACCUCUCGCGGAUCUACUGACAAAGACUUUUGCUUCAGGCAUCGAAGAGUUGGAGAAUAAAGUCGCAACGACAGAGCAGGAUUUAGAUCGUUCAAGUUAUCUAGUUUCAGAACGCCAAGAUAUUUCUAAAAGCCUGCAACAGGUGGCUGCUCGUGUUAGUGAGUUAUCAGAUGAGGCGCUGGAGAGAUCAUUCUGGACGUCUUGCAUCAAGGACGAGGAAAAAGCACGACAAAAAAUGGAAGAGCUGACCUCGCUUCUCGGUUGCUAUGGGGACCUGGAGAAGAGAUUAGAGACAUAUAGCGAUGAUGGGGAAACACAUUUGACUGCGGAUGACAUGAAAAAAUUUAAAUCUGUUAAGGAGAAGAUGUUGUCAUUGGAAAACGAUAUGAAAGAAAAGCAAUCUCAGGUAGCUGGCAUAAGGGAAACAUGCAGAAGAAUUGGCAAUGCAACUAUGGCAAACAUAAACAAAAUUGCAGAAGUUCGAGCUAUUUCGUCAUCCCACUGCGAAUGCCCAACCUUUGAAGAGAAGAUCAAAUCUCUGCAAUCACAACUAAAAGAAGCGGAAGUUAUUGCAAGAACCGCGAAAGAAGAUCUCUCCACGAUAAAAGAGCUUGAUGGUGAUGGCUGGUCACAGAUUUCUAAAGAGAACAGUCACAUGCUGAUGGAACUUGUGUCAUUAUCUGAGAGGACACAGGCGGAAGUUUUGAAUGAAUUGGAAAAUCAGAGGCGUUAUCAAAGUGACGUAUCAAAUGUGGAGCGAGACCUGGACGAAAUAGAGAGAGAAAUCUGCGAUAAAAACAGCUUGAAAGUGGCGGAUGAGGGCAAAGAUCCUGAAGAAGCGAUACAAGGUGCGCAAAAAUGUAUUGCACGUUUACAAGUCGCUAAAAGCCAACUGGAGGAGAAGCGGGUGAAACUUGGCAAAGCUAGAGAGAAUCUGCCGCCUGAAGAAGCAAAAAGGAUUGAGGAAAGAAUCAGUAAGGUAGAAAAUGAAAUCAAUUCCAGGCAGAAAAAUUUGAGCGAAAUAGGUAAGGCGCAUGAAGAAUAUCUGAAAUGUAAAGUAGCAACAGAAAAUAUAGAUGAUGAACUCAAUGAUCUGGAGGGACAAAUAGUUAGCCACGGGGAAUUGCCUAUCGCAAUUCGAUUUGAUGCUUUGGAACAACUGUCUAAACAGAUAAAGCAACUUGUAGUGGGGUUGGAUACUAUCCUAGCUGAUCGAAGUGGAGAAGAUAUAUCAGUCAAGGUUGAGGGGAAGAAAGAUGUAUUACAAAAGGCUGCAAACUUGAAACGGCGGCUAGCAGAGCGGGCUGACGAAGUUAAUGCCAUGAAAAACGAAUGUAAGAGGUUUGGAAAAGCUUUUGCUGAGAUAAGCAACGAUCUUGAUGUAAUUGAGAAGGCCUUGGAAGAAGAGCCUGUCUUUUCGGUUGAAGAAGGAAACAAAUUGUUUGUUGAUAGUAUAUCUGACGCUGAGGGAAAGGUUGAAAACAUUGUUACUCUGGAGGAAAAGCUUGGAGAGAUUGGUGGAAGGCUGAAAAUCGUUGGGGAUGUGAUUUCCAAAGAAGAGCUGUAUGAUUGCAGGAAACGGAUUGAAAGUUAUAGAGAUCGUUGCAAAGAAUGCAAGCAAGAAGUGAAUGAAAGGAUUAAUGAACUGAAGGAGAGCCAAACGCUUCUAAGGAAUUUUCAUUUGUAUUUAGAAAAUUUGAUGCGCAAAGUCGCUGGCUACGUAAUGGUUGAAUGUGCUGGAUCUGAUGUCGAAUCACUGCAGAAAAAUUAUGAACUGAACGCAAAAAUGAUCGCUGAAUUGGAGCAGCUAGAAAAGGAACUUACGGAAAAAAGCAGCCAAUUAGAAUCCAAAGCUAAUUUUGCAAAGGAAAGAGAGAAUCUAGAAAAGCAUAAAAGUAUUGUUUUGAUUGAAUUGGCUGAAAAGAUCGACGAUUUGAAAUGUAGGGAAUCUUUACUGAACAAAAAGGUAUGUAGUCUUGAACGUUUACAAUCAAGCAAAAUCGACUUGAAUGAUGUCAGAAGAAUCCUUACGGAGGCUCCGCAACAUUUUGACUGCGAAAAUGUUCAAAUUAUGUUUGAAGACUGUGAUAGGAAAUUGACUGGUUGUAAGACUUCGGUAUCUGGUGUGGAGGGCAUUCUUGUCGACUUAGUAAAGAACAAGGUCGACGCGGAGGAGCUCUUAACGACAUGCAGGGAGAGCAUCGAGGAAAUAAAUGUAGUGGAAAGACAAGUUGGAGAAAUGAAGCAAAGAUAUGGGCUGGAGUUAGAAAAGAUGAAGGAAUUAGAAGAUGAAGUUAGUAAAGCAAAGUCUGCAAUUGACAAGAUUCAUCAAUUGGAAAGUGAAGAAACUUUGGAUCUAGGUCGUGGCAUUGAAAGUUUGUAUAAAGGGCAAAAAGAAGCAGAAACAUCACUCGAUUGUUUAUCCAAGGCAAUAGAACUAGCGGAAGAGAUUUCUUUUGCCUCUUUAGAUCAUGGUGCGAAAAGACUAACAAACAUUCUUGUCGAGAAGAAGGGAGAAUUGGAGACGUCGUUAGCAAAACUAGAACUAAGGGUUUUAAGUAGAAAGGAGAUGAAAGAGAAAUUGAGUGAUUACAAGCUUAAUUUCGUGGAAUUAGAAAGAUGCAUCGAAAAACUUGAAGUGCCCAUUGCUACAGAUGACCAUAUAGAUGGUCUUACCGGAUGUCACCAUCAAGCUGAGAGGGCAUUGAGAAUAACAGAAGAUCUUCUUAAAGACUGCGAGAAACUAGCAUUAAAACAAAGAGAGUUCCAAAAUGAAUUACCACCAGAAGAAAUUCAAGAGCUCGUUGCUCAGUUACAGGCUGUUGAAUUGAAAAUUUCCUUAAAGGGGGUAGAACUCCGCAAUUCUUGUUUAGCGUCGUUGCGAAAAGUAGAAUGUAUUCGUAACUUGGAAGUUUUACAUGAGAAAAUAAGCAAAUUACAAAGUGACAGGCCCGGUAUUGAAGACCUUAGUACUGGAACACUGCAGGUGAUUGUAGAAAAACAGCGAACUAUUGACAAAGUUAGAGCAGAAAUUGGUGAUUUGGAAGCAAGAAUGAGUAAGGAGGAUUGGAAGAUAGAUGCUGUUGGUGAAAGGUUGGCGGAGCUUAAACAGUGUCUCGACGUGAUAGCUACAGAGGAAAAUCAAGAUCUUGCAAACGUGUGUCAUGUGUUGAAAGGAAGUCUGAAGAAUAUAAAUGAAAACCUCCAGGAGCAUGAAAAAGAAAACCUAGAAAAAGAAGAAGACGACGAAGAGGAAUUAGAAAAUUUGAAGGGUCGUUGUUUAGCAGUAGCAGAGCUUAUAAGUGUCACCGCAAACUUGAAGGACAUGGCAUCAGCUCUGUCAGGAGUUCCUUUUAUGGUAGAAUUCAGCAACGAUUUGCUUGAAGAAGCGGAUCUAGUGAGCCAACGACUGACGGGGAUGCGCGAAGUUACCAAUGAAUCAUUUUCGAAUCUGUCCGAUGUGACCACCUUCAUUGCAAAUUAUGAAGAGGACCUGUCGAAAUUGUCGCAUGAGUUGGACGAGUUGAGAAAAGCGGACGAAGAAGAAGCAACUGUGGACAGCAUUGAAGAGAUAAAGAGAAAUCUGGAGGAAAAGGAGUUUGUUUUGCAGCGUAUUGAGGAGGCCUGCGAUAUGGUUUUUGAGGAGGAAGAAAACUUUUUGACAAGUUUAUCGGAAAAACGAAAGAUUGAGCUUUUAGACUUCAAAAGGGAAUUCUUGGAAGAAUUUGAGUUCUUUAAGGGAAAGGUCGAAAAUGAUUUAGAAAGAGUCAUGUCGCUGGAAAAUAUUUAUUUAGCUAUGGAAAGUAAUGUUGAAAAAUUGUCAAAAGAAGUUGAAUUGAUUUCGAUUGAAGUAUCAAAAGAAGAAGUUGAUGAUCCAGCAGAAAGAAUGGCAUUUUUGAAAGAGAAGCUUGCGAUGAUAGAAGGAAUUGAAGAAAGGAUGCAACACAUCAAGCAGAAAUAUCAAGAGUCAUUAUCAGUUUUGCCGGAAAUGGAAGUCAAUAAUCUCGAUGAAAUGCUUAAAUGUUUGGAUAAUGAUUUUGUUGAAACUGCGACCAAAGUAAAUGAAGAAGUAAAAUUGUUGAAGGAUUGCCAGAAAAUUAUCUUUGAAGGAGAGAAAAAGAUAGAACAGGUGCUUGAAGCAUUGCAAGAAGUUGAAGUUGUGAUUGAUGAAGAUGGUAAAGCCAGCCUCGAAACACAGCUAGAGCAGCAAAACUGGAUCAGAACGAGGCUUGAAGUUUGCGAAGAAGAUGUGAAUCGGAUUGGUGACAUAGACGAGAUAAAGAGCUCCUGCCCAUCGCUAAGAAGGUAUGCGCAGGAGCAAUUUGCUGGGCAGCGAGAAUUGGUUGGGAUUAAGAUCAUGUCUUUGAAAGAAGCUGCUGGAAAGAAAGCGGAAAAUCUAAGCAGCAAACAUAAUUCGAAACGUGACUGGCGUACAGAUGUUGAAAAAACAGAAGCUGAUUUACAGGAAAUUGAGAAUCUGAUUGAUGAGUUAAAGCUCGAAAGGAAACUUGAAGCUAAAUUGGAAGUACCAAGAGAGUUGAAGAAAAGAUUGGAAAAUGUUAAGAAUCAAAUUAGAGAAAGUCAAGAAAAACAUGGAGCAAGAUUGUCGGAUAAUGAACGGGAGGACAUCGAACUUGAUAUUCAAAGAUUACUGCAAAGAGUUGCAGACGCAGAAAUUUCAAUCGCCCAGCAUGAAAACACCUUGACAGAUCUUGGUGAGCGAAUUUCUGCAUUCGCUGCAAAGACUGAUUGUUUGAAAGAAGGUAUAAAAGAUCGAGUGGACAAUGUAAGAAAUAUCCCACAUGAAUCUUUGAGGAAUUCAAAACAAAACUUGGAUGAUUUAAAAGAUUCGCUCCAAAACGCAACCAAAGAAUAUGAGCUUCUGAAGGUUGACUUCAAUUCUUUGGAAGACCAAGUAGAGGUCAAAGCGGAGGUUGAUAGAAGCAUGCUCAGUCUUGAAAUGUGCAUCGUGGAAGGCGAGGAAGUAGUCGGUACAGAAAAAGCGAGGUUGGCAAAAACAGAGAAGGCUUUCAGAGAAUGGUGUGAAGCAAGUGGAUUAUUGAGCGAAAAUGUAGCCUCUGGAGGGGAUAUAAGGGUGAGUUCAUUUGAAAGGUUGACCGAUGCUGCAGUAUCAGUUGCCGAUGACCUUGCCGUUGUGCAGAAAAUGCAGGACAAGUAUAUGGGGCUGAAAGCACGCCUAGAUGAUGUAGCCAUCGAUUUGCCAUUGCUUGAAAAAGAAUCUGCCAAAGCAACGUUGCAUAGCAUCAGCGACAAGUUGGAAUCACGACAAAAACAGUCCAUUGUGAAGAAGCAAGUUCUGGAUGUCCUGCAAACAGAGCUGAAAGAUAUCGAAAAACAUUUAAUGGUGAAUUUAAAAUGGAUUGCGAUCGCAAAAAGGGCCGUCAAAAAUGAAAACAAAGGGGCAAAGUGCAUGGAAGACCUGGUGAACGAAAGAAAUGAUCUGGUGUCGCAAAUAAGCAGUUUGGACGACGAUGUGCAAAUUGCAGUUUCGUUUGGAAAUUCGCUGUGUGAAAGACUACCGAGACUAGAGAAAGAAAAACUUUCAAUUUUGUUGAACAAAAUAAGCGAAGAUUGGGACCGAGUAAAAAGUGAGUUGGUAGAGAAAAGAACGAAGUUGGACGAGUCAAUUACAGAAAGAGACGAAGUUUUAACUGUUUUAUCGAGCUGUCUUUUUAGGUUGGAAAACUUGGAGGAGAAGCGUCUUGAACUUGAGGAUUUAGACGAGAUAGUGAAGGACGAGUUUCUGUUGGAAAUCAGACGUGAAACUAAAGCUGUGAAUGAUGACAAGGAGGAAAUUUUGGAAAAAAGUAGGCUAAUUGCAAAAAGAGUAACCGAAGAGGAAAAGGAUUUUAUUCUAGGUGACCUUGAAAAGAUCGAAGAGAAAAUGCUAGCUGUGGACAAAUGGUUAAGUGAAGCCGAGGCCAACCGCAAGACUCGUUUUGAAAAGGAUCAGCAAGCAACGAUACUGUUUGAAAAUCUAGAUGUAAAAAUAAAGGAAUGUUUCCAAAUGCUUGAAGAAGUAGAAGCCGUGACAGAUCAAGAGAAAACUGCAAGAAGUAAGCUUAUGGUAGUAUAUAAACAUAGUCAGUUGUGCAUACAAAUGCUGGAAAACAUUGCACUGAAAAUUGAAGCUGAGCAACUACUUCACUUGAGAGGCAGAUGCAAACUGGAAGAAGCAACAUUAGGGCAAGUCACACAGAGGCUGGAUGAAGAUCUAAUAUGGGUUGAUGAGUUGGUUAAGAAAACACAGGAAAUAAAUGCUUCUCUUGUGGAACUUUCUACCAAAGUGGCUGUUGUUGAAGAAUGCAUCCUGUCCGAGCGUAUCGCGGGUGUAAAAGAAAAUUUGAAAACGCUAUUGGCUGAGUCGUAUGCUGCAAAAGAAACGAUCACAUCCUUGCAGACUUUUGAAAGGGACAAAAAGAGACUUAUAAUUCAACAUAGCAGAAUCGAAGAAAGAAUAUGCAAAGCAGAUGAGUCGUUAGAAGAGAUGGUCUUUAAGGAUCUCAAAGGUUAUCAACAAGCAUUGAAAAGUUUGGAGGAGAGGCUCGAGGAAUAUAAUGCCACAUUUAAAGAUCUGAGAAAUAGAGCAAGUCAACUUACUGACGGAAAUUUUCAGAUUUUUGAUAUUGUAGAAAGUUUACAAGCAAUGAUUGCUGAAGUAGCUAUUUUGCAAUCGAAUAUAUCGAGUGAAUGGCCUAAACUGCUUAGAAUAUCAAGCGAAGUUAACGCCCAUGCUGAAUCAAAGCAGAAUGUAAGCAAAAAGGUUCAAAUGGAAAAUGAUUUCUCCAAGUUACAAGAAUCUAUUUUUCAAUUCAAGGCAGAACUGGAGCUUAGAGUUGCCAAUUUGAAGGAGGCAUUUUCACGAGCAGAAACCUUUGAUAGCGACGUUAGCAGCAUCCGCAAGGAAAUUGAUACCAUAAAGAACAAGCUCGACAGCGCAGCAUCCACGUCCAGUUUCCAAGAUUGGCAGAACGACCUGAUCCUCGUUGGUAAGCAAUGUCUUGCACUGGAGAAGCGCUGCAUUUGUGUUUUAAUUUCUUUAAAGAAUUUACCAAGUGAAGCAUCGUCAAUUAUAGAAAAGAACCUUGAUACGUUUAAUGCGCUUCAUGACAGAGCAAAGGCGUUGCAUUUUGAGACUCAGGAGCAUAUUGAAUUUGUUGACGUUAUUUGUCGUUCGCUGAGUCUGGUGAAGGAAGAGGAAAGUGUUGAUGAUGCCAAAGUGAAGUUUGAGACAGCAUGGCAGAAUGCAAAACAUGCGGCAGAUACAAGCACAAUAGGGACAUUGCUGAAAGAGCUGACGGACAAGCAGAGUGAAUUCAGGAGAAGCAGGACACAGUUGUUAGAUGGAAUGGCUCGUAUCAGAGAUUGUCGUAUCAAUAUUUCUGCAGGAUGUCAAGAUAUGAUGGACGACGGCUUAAGGACAGUGGAAGCCUUAGUUGAUGAGCUAAAUAGGGAAAUUGCUGUUUUGUUGAAUAGCAUGAAAGCAAGUGAUAAAGAAUCCAGUGCGGCAAAUGCAGAUGAAUUUGUUGUGGAUGAAAGGGAGCAACAUUUUAUGAAUUGUGACGAUGAAAUUGACGGUGGUGCUAGUCAAAAGCAGCAUGCAUCGCUAUCCCAUUCAAUGUUGGCUGAAGAUUCAGCUACAGUUGACGAGAUUGUGUUUCCUGUUAAACUGGAGGAAGUAAAAGUUGAACCAAUCUUCUUAUACGACUGUUUCUCUGAUUUUCUGCCUGUUGAGCCACUUGAGCGUUCAAAUUCUGAGGACGAUUCUCAUUUAAGACAGAAUGCUAUGGCAGAGAAAAGCCAAUUUCCCAAUUCCAGUUUUGCCAACGCAUACGAAAACCAGUCAACACAAAGAAUGGAAAUAACACCUGUAGCUGGGCUGAAUCAAGUUAAAGCGGGAGAAAGGCUAGAUAUCGAUGAAGCACAAAGAAAAGACGAUGAUGAAGGAAAAUCAAAUGGAUUGACAGGUAGCAGAACGGUAUUUGUGGAAGGACCACUUUCGACGGAAGAUGAAGAAACGAAGAUGUUUGAAAAUGGGCAGGGCUAUGAUAAAGAAGGCAAUGAAAAGGAAGUCCCAGAUGAUUCGAAAAAAGACGAUGAUGAAGAAAAAUCAAAUGGAUUGACAGAUAGCAGAACGGUAUUUGUGGAAGGACCACUUUCGACGGAAGAUGAAGAAACGAAGAUGUUUGAAAAUGGGCAGGGCUAUGAUAAAGAAGGCAUUGAAAAGGAAGUCCCAGAUGAUGCGAAGAAAGACGAUGAUGAAGAAAAAUCAAAUGGAUUGACAGAUAGCAGAACGGUAUUUGUGGAAGGACCACUUUCGACGGAAGAUGAAGAAUCGAAGAUGUUUGAAAAUGGGCAGGGCUAUGAUAAAGAAGGCAAUGAAAAGGAAGUCCCAGAUGAUGCGAAAAAAGACGAUGAUGAAGAAAAAUCAAAUGGAUUGACAGAUAGCAGAACGGUAUUUGUGGAAGGACCACUUUCGACGGAAGAUGAAGAAACGAAGAUGUUUGAAAAUGGGCAGGGCUAUGAUAAAGAAAGCAAUGAAAAGGAAGUCCCAGAUGAUUCGAAAAAAGACGAUGAUGAAGAAAAAUCAAAUGGAUUGGCAGAUAGCAGAACGGUAUUUGUGGAAGGACCACUUUCGACGGAAGAUGAAGAAACGAAGAUGUUUGAAAAUGGGCAGGGCUAUGAUAAAGAAAGCAAUGAAAAGGAAGUCCCAGAUGAUUCGAAAAAAGACGAUGAUGAAGAAAAAACAAAUGGAUUGACAGAUAGCAGAACGGUAUUUGUGGAAGGACCACUUUCGACGGAAGAUGAAGAAACGAAGAUGUUUGAAAAUGGGCAGGGCUAUGAUAAAGAAAGCAAUGAAAAGGAAGUCCCAGAUGAUUCGAAAAAAGACGAUGAUGAAGAAAAAUCAAAUGGAUUGACAGAUAGCAGAACUGUAUUUGUGGAAGGACCACUUUCUACGGAAGAUGAAGAAACGAAGAUGUUUGAAAAAGGGCAGGGCUAUGAUAAAGAAAGCAAUGAAAAGGAAGUCCCAGAUGAUUCGAAAAAAGACGAUGAUGAAGAAAAAUCAAAUGGAUUGACAGAUAGCAGAACGGUAUUUGUGGAAGUACCACUUUCGACGGAAGAUGAAGAAACGAAGAUGUUUGGAAAUGGGCAGGGCUAUGAUAAAGAAUGCAAUGAAAAUGAAGUCCCAGAUUAUGCGAAAAAAGACGAUGAUGAAGAAAAAGCAAAUGGAUUGACAGAUAGCAGAACGGUAUUUGUGGAAGGACCACUUUCGACGGAAGAUGAAGAAACGAAGAUGUUUGAAAAUGGGCAGGGCUAUGAUAAAGAAGGCAAUGAAAAGAAAGUCCCAGAUGAUUCGAAAAAAGACGAUGAUGAAAAAAAAUCAAAUGGAUUGACAGAUAGCAGAACGGUAUUUGUGGAAGGACCACUUUCGACGGAAGAUGAAGAAACGAAGAUGUUUGAAAAUGGGCAGGGCUAUGAUAAAGAAAGCAAUGAAAAGAAAGUCCCAGAUUAUGCGAAAAAAGACGAUGAUGAAGAAAAAUCAAAUGGAUUGACAGAUAGCAGAACGGUAUUUGUGGAAGGACCACUUUCGACGGAAGAUGAAGAAACGAAGAUGUUUGAAAAUGGGCAGGGCUAUGAUAAAGAAGGCAAUGAAAAGAAAGUCCCAGAUGAUUCGAAAAAAGACGAUGAUGAAAAAAAAUCAAAUGGAUUGACAGAUAGCAGAACGGUAUUUGUGGAAGGACCACUUUCGACGGAAGAUGAAGAAACGAAGAUGUUUGAAAAUGGGCAGGGCUAUGAUAAAGAAAGCAAUGAAAAGAAAGUCCCAGAUUAUGCGAAAAAAGACGAUGAUGAAGAAAAAUCAAAUGGUUUGACAGAUAGCAGAACGGUAUUUGUGGAAGGACCACUUUCGACGGAAGAUGAAGAAACGAAGAUGUUUGAAAAUGGGCAGGGCUAUGAUAAAGAAGGCAAUGAAAAGGAAGUCCCAGAUGAUGCGAAAAAAGACGAUGAUGAAGAAAAAUCAAAUGGUUUGACAGAUAGCAGAACGGUAUUUGUGGAAGGACCACUUUCGACGGAAGAUGAAGAAACGAAGAUGUUUGAAAAUGGGCAGGGCUAUGAUAAAGAAAGCAAUGAAAAGGAAGUCCCAGCUGAUGCGAAAAAAGACGAUGAUGAAGAAAAAUCAAAUGGUUUGACAGAUAGCAGAACUGUAUUUGUGGAAGGACCACUUUCGACGGAAGAUGAAGAAACGAAGAUGUUUGAAAAAGGGCAGGGCUAUGAUAAAGAAGGCAAUGAAAAGGAAGUCCCAGAUGAUGCGAAAAAAGACGAUGAUGAAGAAAAAUCAAAUGGUUUGACAGAUAGCAGAACUGUAUUUGUGGAAGGACCAUUUUCGACGGAAGAUGAAGAAACGAAGAUGUUUGAAAAAGGGCAGGGCUAUGAUAAAGAAGGCAAUGAAAAGGAAGUCCCAGAUGAUUCGAAAAAAGACGAUGAUGAAGAAAAAUCAAAUGGAUUGACAGAUAGCAGAACGGUAUUUGUGGAAGGACCACUUUCGACGGAAGAUGAAGAAACGAAGAUGUUUGAAAAUGGGCAGGGCUAUGAUAAAGAAAGCAAUGAAAAGGAAGUCCCAGAUGAUGCGAAAAAAGACGAUGAUGAAGAAAAAUCAAAUGGUUUGACAGAUAGCAGAACGGUAUUUGUGGAAGGACCACUUUCGACGGAAGAUGAAGAAACGAAGAUGUUUGAAAAUGGGCAGGGCUAUGAUAAAGAAGGCAAUGAAAAGAAAGUCCCAGAUUAUGUGAAAAAAGACGAUGAUGAAGAAAAAUCAAAUGGAUUGACAGAUAGCAGAACGGUAUUUGUGGAAGGACCACUUUCGACGGAAGAUGAAGAAACGGAGACGUUUGAAAAUGGGCAGGGCUAUGAUAAAGAAGGCAAUGAAAAGGAAGUCCCAGAUUAUGCGAAAAAAGACGAUAUUAAUGAGUCAGAAUAUAGUUGUGUAUCUCCUAGUGAAUCGUCAUUAAUCGAUGUCGAAACACCACGAAGUUCCAUCCCAGAGCAAGUCGUUGAGGCCAGUACACACAGGAAGAGGUCAGACCAAAGCAUUGAGUCAGGCCUCGAUUCACUGCUGCUGUUAGAUGAUGUCAUUGAGCACCAGAAUGUUUUGUCAGCCUCGCUCAGUUCGCUUGAAACUGGAUUUGAAGAAGAAGAAGAGAUUUACGGAUUGAUCAGAGAGGCUUCUGCUGAGUUGAUUCAAGUUGAUCAGUUGCUCGUAUCAGCAAGGAGUGAUGAUUAUGAAUCAAUUGAAUCACUGCAGAAAGCGCUAAUCACGCUUCACGAUGCAGAACGAGGCCUUCUAAGGAUCCAGAAAAUUCUGACAUCCAUUGACAGGCACUCGCAUUCCGCAAACGUCGCUUGUGGCAGCCGUCCCUUGAGCAACAUACAACAACAUCUCAGUUCAUCGUUGGUGGAAAUCGCCAAUCGCAAAGCAACGGUUUCUAAGGCAGUUCUGGACGUCAUUCGUGUGCAAGAUCAAAUCCGUGAAACUGAGAAGGAAUUGAGUAACGUUGAGAGAAGAUUACUAAUAGACAGAAGUACCGACGAAAUAAAUAUGAUGAUAGCUGGCAUCAAAAGCUCCACUAAUAAACUUCACCAAUUAGCUAAUGGAAAAGUAAUCACGUGGGCACAGAGAUCAAGUAUAGAUGUCCUGAUUUUGCAGCAUGGUGCGCUUGAAAAUAGACUUAAAGAGAGGUUAAAACAAGAUUGCCGUGCAUUGCCGUCUUCGAAAACUACAGGCGUCUUUUUCUCGUCUGAGGAGGUAACCCUUUUUGAAAUUCUUUGCCGUCCUAGACGAUGUCUAGCAUAUAUUUUUGAAAAAAUGCAGUCACCACGCCUAUGUAGAGAGCAUGCAUGUGAUGUAGCUUGACUUUGAUAACGUAAAGAUGCAUCAUCUGUUCCUAUACGUUUCUGAUUUUGUAGAGGAACCUUUUUAGUCAGUAAACAGCCAAUCAAAUUUGUAUUUGUAAUUUGGACCAAUCACAGAUACCUCUGGGUGGUAAGUAUUAGGUACAAAAAGUUAUCCAAGCGUGAACUAACACCUGCGACUCUGGAUUUUUUUUGCGCCCCAAGUUUCCAUUUGUCAUUGGGAAAUGUCUUGCAACCCCCAGUAUGCUUUUUCUCUUUUUCUUUUAGGGUUACUUCAAAUCUCUCGUUAAUUGAAUUUCUUGUUAACUUUUUGUGUUUCCGUGUAUGCAAGUUCAAAAAAAGGACAUUAAUUUAUCUAGGAACUUUAAAAGGUAUUCACCCACGACACUUAUAUGAGCAAGGAAUUUACCAAGGGAAGAUGAUUCAAAAUCUGGUAGACUGUUAGGUUUUGUCGCUUUCUGUGUAUAAAAACGUUGGGCGCACUAAGAGCCUAAUAAUUUUUAAGAAACCAACAGUUAAUAUGUUCUCUCUCCCCCAUCCCUCUCCCUCUUUAUUUGUAUUUCAACUAGAAUCAUUCAAAAAGAGCUUUUUUGCCCCUUUAUGGCCUAUUAAAGCGUUAUACGAGGGCCAGGCAAAGCCUCACAGGCUCUUUCCGUCAUUUCAAGUUGUUUUAUCUCCGAGAGUCAUUAUGAACCAAUCGUAACAUUCAGAGAUACUGAUGAUAAAUUCAACAUUGUGCGAAAAAUGUUUACGAAUGGUUUGCAAAGAUGAAACUUCCAAUUUUGAUAAACUACACCUUCAGUGUUAAGGUGCAAAAACCAAGGUUUUCUGGAAAAUGUCUUUUAAGAGAAAAUAAAGAUUACAAAAAAUUAAAAAAAUAAUGUUAUGGAGCCUGUUAAAUCUUUAGGAGAAAAACUAAAAUUUAUAGUUUAAAGCAAACGGUGAAAGACGAACAAUCUUUUCUUGAAUGCAGAGAGUGAAUCAUUCCUACGAAUGUUUCAUUAUUUUGAAGGUAUUCUGUGUGAACAUCUUAUACCUUAUUCAUGAAGUUUUUUGUUUUAGUUAUUAUUCAAUCACACAUUUGGCAAAAAUUACCCGCUAUGGCUUCUCUAUAUUAUUUUUUUCGAAAUCGUUAUGUCCUGUACAUAACUUUAAAGAUGAAUAUAAGUGACGACAUGUUUCAGCCUAUGUUUGACGAAGUUGCAAAUAUAAAACCAAAUGAAAUUCACCUAAAUCUUAGAAAGGAGACCAUCUGUCAGGCAGGUGAUGUCGCUAGAUAACUGAUAAAAUUUCCUAUCGAUUUUCAGCUCAGGGCAAACAA
Molecule: messenger RNA, 29592 nt
Organism: Rhopilema esculentum
Lineage: Eukaryota; Metazoa; Cnidaria; Scyphozoa; Rhizostomeae; Rhizostomatidae
Source: RefSeq, a predicted model, not a curated record